Stegostoma tigrinum is the source of this 3162-nucleotide messenger RNA. RefSeq names its product protein SSXT-like. Gene Ontology annotation, cellular component: nucleus. Gene Ontology annotation, molecular function: transcription coactivator activity. The transcript is spliced from 9 exons. The record is from RefSeq and is a predicted model, not a curated record. Lineage: Eukaryota; Metazoa; Chordata; Chondrichthyes; Orectolobiformes; Stegostomatidae. Gene Ontology annotation, biological process: positive regulation of transcription by RNA polymerase II. The coding region runs from base 145 to 1080 and encodes 311 amino acids.
UGUGUGGGAGAGAGGGAAGGAGGGAAGCAAGGAGAGAGUGGAGACAGAAGCACGGAGUGAGGGGAGGGGGAAGUGUGUGAGGGAGGGACUGGAGACAGAAGCACAGAGGGAGAGGCCCCGGGGGCUGGGCCCGCCGCCUGCGGGAUGUCGGUGGUCUUCGUGCCGCAGAGACUGCGGGGGAAAUGCGAGAUUAACCAGGCGACCAUCCAGAAGUUACUUGAUGAAAACAACCAGUUAAUUCAGUGCAUUGUGGAGUAUCAGAACAAUGGAAAGGCUGCGGAGUGCACUCAAUAUCAGCAGAUCUUGCACAGAAAUCUCAUCUAUCUGGCCACGAUAGCAGACUCCAGCCAGAAUGUGCCCAGUGCCCAACCUAUGGCACUCAAUCAGCCAAUGGCAAUGGGGCCAGGGGGAAUGGAGCCUGUCGGGAGAACUGCAGACUCCUUGGGGAAUGGAACCCCUCCGCCCGGAACAGGAAACACUAAUCAAAUAGCAGGUGUCGGAGCCUCGUUUCCCCAGGGGCAGCCUCAUUGCCAGCCUGUGACAUCAAACCCCUCGAUAGGCUUACCUGUCAGCAGUCACAGCAACGUGGGCAAUUUCAACCAAUCGAUGGCUCCACCACAGAAUUUGCCGGCCCAGGAGCAGAUGGGAAUGAGUCUUGGGCAGCCUCUGGGCACUCACUUGCAGCCUGUGGGCCAGCAGAACCCAGCUCCUACACAACCACAGGCAUCUCAGGGGGAAUAUUUCAACAACCAGUUUAACCAGACGCAGACUCCAGCAGAGGGAAUGAACCUACAACUUUAUUCAGAAGGUACCUGGUAUGGACCACAGCAAGGGCAGUUCCCACAGAACUCCACUUCCCAUCAGCAGAACUUCUACCAGCAAUAUCCCACACAGCAGCCGCUGACCAGCACGCCUCAGGAGUUUAAUUCUGCACAAAAUUCUCAAGGACAGUUCAGAAACUUCCAGCAGGAUCCAGGGCAACAGUACGUUGCCUAUAGACCUCAGCAACCUGCUCCCAACCCAGCGCAGCAACAAGCAUUCCAGUAUAAUCAGGGAGCUCAGUACGGGGGCUUUCAGUAACAGUCCAAGAUGUGAACAUUGAAACUGCCAAUGGACUGCUUCAUAUUGUGGACACUUGUAUUCUGCACUCACAAGUUUAACUUCUUUCUUAUUUUUGCAAACAGAUUUCAUAUUGUGAUUUUGCUGAAUUGUUUUGAAAAUAUUUCUACAUGCUAUCACCUGUGAUCCACAGGAAGGUACAGUAAACCCAGGCCAAACAAUUAACACUAACUUUCAUGCACCAGUACAAAUCUGUUAUGGUUUGGGAGCUUAUGAACUGCCCUCAAACCUUUACUAAUCUCUCCUGAAGACCCUGACCUUUAGUCGAAUUUAAUUCCGUAUAUUACCGACCCCCAGCCCCAUCCCCAUCCUCCUUGCUGUACAUCCUAAGGAUUAGGUGGGAAGUUCCACUUUGUAUUUGAUUGGAUUUAUCUUUUAGUACUGUUGCCGACACCAACCGUGACUUGCCCUGUGUGGCUGCUCUUUGUGACUGGACAUUGCUAUGCUGCUGUAGCUGCUGGUUCCAUUUGUCAAAUUGUUGUCACUCAGAGGAUCAGCAACCCUUCAGAAUGGAAGCAUCUGGUUCUGCCCAUUAUGCCCAUGCAGGCUUUAUUAUUGAAUUAAGCCAUUUAGUCCCACUGUACUGCCCUUUCCCUAUUGCCCCCAAAAUUUGCCCCUUCAGUUUUAUUUUUCAUUAUUCUUUUGUAGGAUGUGGGUGUCACAGGUUAAGCAAGCAUUUGUUGUCCAUCUCUUAUUGCAAGGGCUUGCUGAGCAAUUUCAGAGGGCACUGAAAUGCUGUGGUUCUGGAGUCACAUUGGCCAAACCAGGUAAGAACGGCAGAUUUCCUACCGUAAAGAACAUUAAUGAACUAGAUAGGUUUUUAUAACAGUGACAGUGGUUACUGGGUCACCAUUAGACUUGUUUUUACUUGUAGACUUUUAAUUAAUUAGAUUCAAACCCCUAUCCCCAGAGUAUUAACCUCGGCUUCUGGACUACUCAGUUGGUGGCGGUGGAGUGAUCGUGGACUAGCGCAGGAGCAUAGGUUUAUAUCCUACUGCGGUAGCUGGUAGACUAUUAAUCUAGAGAUCCAAGUGUUGUUCUUAGGACCAGGGUUCAAAUCCUACCACAGCAGAUGGUAGAAUUUGUGUUCAACAAUAAUCUAGAAAUAAGAGUACAAUGAUAAGCAUGAAACUUUUUCCAGUUAUCGGGGCAAAACCCAUCUGGUUCACUGAUGUGCUGUAGGGAAGGAUAUCUGCCAUCCUUGCCUGGUCUGGCCAAAGUGUGACUCCAGACUGUUAGCAGUGUGGUUGACUCUUAACUGCCCGAUGCGCAAUAAAUGCUUGUCUGGCCAGUGAUGCCCAUAUCCCGUGAAUGAAUAAAGAAAACAAAAUUAAAUUCAGUUAACAUCCUUCCAAUAUUAUCCAAUUCCCUUUAAGAAGUUUUCUUUUGAAUCUACUUCGGCUAGCCUUUGAGGAGGCACAUUCCAGAUUACGACAACUUGCAGUGUUCUUUCAGAAAAAUUCUUCUCCCCUUUUGAAUUUUGAACACCUGUGUGAAAUCCUCCCUUUACCUUAUUGCCUGAAGUAGAGCAACCCCAGCUUCUCCAGGCACUGUGUCAGUAAAUGUGCUGAGGUGGGAAUUACAGAGAAGGAGACAGGUGUGAUUGGGAUGUACAACAUCUCAACAGAUAUUAAUAAACAAGUUAGGCACAUCACUAUCCUUUUUACCUCAGUGUCCAAGACAUUGGGAUAGUAAACACCCAGAGGGGUUUCUGGGUGAGGACAUAUCAACUAUCGUUCCAUUGACACUUUCUGAUUAGGAAAGCAGUGAUUGGACGAGUUGAGUUGGCUCUGAUGCAACGUGUUGCUUUGGUAAGUGGGACCAGCAUCUUAGCAGUCUAAUAGUUAGCUGCUUUUUCCUGAACACACCAGUUUUAAUUUUGGAAAGGGAUUCCUUUUGGGUAUUUGAGGGGCUUUCAAUAUGACAGGAUUUGGGUAACAUUUUGGAAGUUGAAUUUACAUGUGUAGGAACCUUUUGGAAUCAGAAGGGGUGACUAGUUAAUCGUCUGUUCAACUUCCUGACAAUUAAAAGUUUUUUUUUGUA